AUGGGACUUCGCUUUCAAGUUUUCCUCAUCGCCCGAAUGUCCACUCGCAAGGGGAGGGCUGGGCACUAUCGGUGUGCAGGGGCUUUUUACCACCAGCACUGUCACGACACCUUGUCUCUCCGUGCGCUGCACCGAUUCUUUCAACUCCUCCGAGUGGAUGAGAAUGCAGCGCUGGUGCGGGAUGAACUCCGCAGCUUCGACGACCAUCUCGGCUUCGACGAAAAACACCUCAAUCUUGCUAUUCCCUGUCCCUACACGGUAUCACUCUUGUCCGUCGCGUGGACGACAGAUCUCGAGUAUCAAGCGUACCUGAGCAACUAUUCGUUUCAGAACGGAUUGGUAGAUGCA
Trametes versicolor FP-101664 SS1 is the source of this 348-nucleotide messenger RNA. RefSeq lists its product as uncharacterized. Lineage: Eukaryota; Fungi; Basidiomycota; Agaricomycetes; Polyporales; Polyporaceae. The annotation marks the transcript as partial. The record is from RefSeq and is a predicted model, not a curated record. The transcript has a single exon.